This is a messenger RNA of Leptidea sinapis, 2218 nucleotides long. It is a transcript of the gene Sec22, whose product is annotated as vesicle-trafficking protein SEC22b-B. Gene Ontology annotation, cellular component: ER to Golgi transport vesicle membrane; endoplasmic reticulum-Golgi intermediate compartment; Golgi membrane. NCBI's taxonomy places the organism in Eukaryota, Metazoa, Arthropoda, Insecta, Lepidoptera, Pieridae. Gene Ontology annotation, biological process: retrograde vesicle-mediated transport, Golgi to endoplasmic reticulum; vesicle fusion with Golgi apparatus; endoplasmic reticulum to Golgi vesicle-mediated transport. The record is from RefSeq and is a predicted model, not a curated record. Gene Ontology annotation, molecular function: SNAP receptor activity. Bases 230 to 880 code for a protein of 216 amino acids. The transcript is spliced from 5 exons.
UUGACGUGUACCUACGAAGCUACGGUCUACGAAAAUCGAAUGAAUAAUUUAUUAUUUAGGUAGGGAAAGCCGAAAACAGGAAUUCAUUAUUAAGACUACCAGUAAAUUAAAUAUAUUCUUUGCUCACAAUAUUCGAAGAGAUAUCGCGUUAUGAGUCGAUAAUGAGAAAAAACUAAUCAUUAGUGUUAUAGUGUGCAUUUCAAAUAAAGGAAAAUUUAAAAAUAUAAAGAUGGUUUUAAUGACAAUGAUUGCAAGGGUCGUCGACGGCCUACCCUUAGCAGCAACAAUGCAGGAAGAUGAGAGUGGCUGUAAUAUUCUGGAAUAUCAAAAUCAGGCCAAAAUGCUGUUUAGAAAGCUAAGUCCUCAGUCGCCUGUUCGCUGCUCUAUUGAAACAGGGCCUUAUUUAUUUCAUUACCUAAUAGAGAAUGAAAUCUGUUACCUGGUCUUGUGUGAAAGGAAUUACAGUAAGAGGCUUGCAUUCAGUUAUUUAGAAGAGAUUGCACAAGAAUUUCAUCAACAGUAUGGAACGAGGGUGAAUACAGUUACUCGACCAUAUACAUUCAUAGAAUUUGAUACCUGGAUGCAGAGGACACGCAAGCAGUAUGCAGAGGGUGGAGCCCGAGCCAGGCGAGCCGGAGCUGCCUCUCAGUUGGGGGGACAGCUGGGAGAUGUCCAGCGCAUCAUGAUGCAGAAUAUUGACGAUGUUCUGCAAAGAGGAGCUAUACUUUCUGAACUUGACACGAAAACACAAAAUCUCUCAAUGAUGUCUCAGAAGUACAAGAAGGAUGCAACUUACCUCAACACCAAGUCCAUGAUCGUCAAAGUGGCGGCUGGUGCUGUUGUAUUGCUGGUUUUUGUUUUAUAUUUUUGGGUGCUUUAGGUGAAAGUGGAAGUUAUAAUGUAAUGAAUUAACUGCUAUGACAAAUUAAUUCACUAUGAACCUUUAUGUUCCGGGAAACUAAUCACGCGCGAUAUGCUUUAGAUCAGCGUGAUUUUAGCGCGUUCUGUCACUGCGUAUUAUUAAAUUGCUUAUAAUUAGGAUAAUUUGAGUGAAUGUAUCUGAAAGCUAUUGAAACAAGCUUUAAGACCAUGCAAAAUAAACCAUCUUAUAUAUAAAAUAAGUGUCAGAACUUGGUGAGGGAAUAGUGUGCCAUACGGCACUCUCGGUUUUGGUGUAUCUGAAAAUUUUGUGCCCUGGGGCAAUGGCGAUUUAGGAAGGUUAAACCUUAGUUAAUAAAAUAUAAUCUAUAGACUACCUUAGGAUUUGUAUACAAUAAAAUGUACCAUGCAGCACAAUUGUGUUAUUGUAAUGAUAAAGUAUUGAGAUAACUAUAAUAACUGAGGUAUAUAAAAUAUGUUUUAGGGACACAAUAUUAAUUAUAUUCUUUAAACAAAUAUGUGGGUAGUGUGUAAAUUGUGGUUUGUAUUACAUAAUACACCCAAAAUAAAUUGUUUAGCCUUUAACCCAUGUAUAGAUUAAUUUGUAAUUAAAAUUAUUAUGAAUUAAAUCCAGCUCCCACUGGAUAUAUUUCCCAUAAAUAUGCCACAAAUGCAGAAACUGUGAAAAUGGAAUAGUAAUUUAUAUGGAAUUAUAGAGGAUAUGUUCAUAGUUGACAUAAUAAAUAUAUAAAACAAUAAAAAAACGAUUUUUUUGAAGUUUUUGACCAUAUUGUUUAGUUAUUAUCAUCAAGCUAAUGGUUUAAAGAAUUUGUAUGUAUAGCGCCUUCAAUAGGUUGUACUAAGAUCUUUACUUUUUUAUUGGUCUGGUUACUAUCUACUGAUUAGAUUCGAGAAUAAAAAUCUUUGGCCACAUAUAUAGGAAUUGUCGCAUUUUUUAAUUUGCGAAUGAGGGUAGCGCGAGUAAGGAGCUUUUACUGUAUUACUAAUAGUUUAAUAUAUUAUCUCAUCCAGAUACAUUAAAAUUCUUCAAAAUAUAAUAUUACCUAUGUUUAGGCUGAAUUUCACAUACUAUAUAUAUUUAAAAAUUUAUAGUACAUUCCAUUGCGCUUAUCUUGUAGGUUGUUAGUGAAUUACGUUGACUAAGUGCAGUUUAAAUAUUAUGCAAUAAGAGUAUAUCGAUUCAAUAAUUGGUAACUGUAAUAUAUUUAUGCAAAUAUUUUUAUAAUAAGUAUGAAUGGUUCUGGAUUGUUGUUAAUCUUUAAAUUUAUUGUUAUUAAUACUAUUUAUUUAAGAUUGUAAUAAAAGCUUUCUUUUAAAA